UCAGCGCUCUGCGCGCAACAGGACGCACUGAAUUAUCCUGAAGAGGAAUACACACACGCUCUUCCGCUGCCAGCUCCGAUUCACUUGAUUUAAUCACUGAAGACAUUUAUUUUUUCAUUUUGAAAGGACACAUUUGUAAAAGAGAUGAAAGCGUGGAGAGUCCGGUUUCUGUACUUUCUGGUGUUGAAUGCAGCUGUGCAGAGUGUGACGUCUGUGGAAGAAGAGCUCGCCGAUUCUAUUUUUGGUAACUUCCUCGACCCUCUGAAAGACCUGUUCGACCACAAGGAUGACAGCAAUCAAACUGUUGCGAAAUUCUCCCUCCGCAAACCAUCCCAUCCUGAUGACGACCUGUGCUACAUCGUUCCCGGCAACCCGGACUCCCUGGCAGCUUGCACCUUCAACAGCACCUCCAAAACCUUCCUAGUAAUCCACGGGUGGACGCUGAGUGGGCUGUUUGAAAGCUGGGUGGCGAAGCUGGUCUCAGCACUGUACGACAGAGAGCAGACGGCCAACGUCAUCGUGGUGGACUGGCUCACCUCGGCACAGAACCACUACAUCAUCGCAGCUCAGAACACCAAAGCAGUGGGGCAUGAGAUCGCUCGCUUCAUCGACUGGAUUGAGGAAACCACAAACAUGCCUCUGGAGAACAUCCACCUGAUUGGCUACAGCCUCGGAGCUCAUGUGGCAGGAUUUGCUGGAAGCCAUGCAACCAAUAAAGUCGGAAGAAUAACCGGUCUGGACCCAGCUGGUCCUGACUUUGAGGGUGAGCACGCCCACAGGCGUCUGUCCCCUGAUGACGCUCACUUUGUGGACGUCCUCCACACCUUCACGCGGGGCUCCCUGGGGCUCAGCAUCGGCAUCCAGCAGCCUGUCGGCCACGUGGACAUUUACCCCAACGGAGGCAGCUUCCAGCCGGGCUGCAACCUCAGAGGGGCACUGGAGAAGAUCGCUAACUUAGGGUUGUUUGCCAUCACCGAUGCAGUGAAGUGUGAACACGAGCGCUCGGUCCACCUGUUCAUCGACUCCCUGCUGAACGAGCAGGAAGCGGCCAAGGCCUACAGGUGUGGCAGCAACGACUUGUUCGACCGCGGCAUGUGUCUCAGUUGCCGCAAAAGUCGCUGCAACGCGGUGGGCUACGACAUCAGCAAGGUCCGCAAGGCGCGCAACGUUCAGAUGUACACCAAGACACGGGCCUCCAUGCCUUUCAGAGUGUACCACUACCAGCUGAAGAUCCACUUCUCCAGUAAGGUGAAUCGCUCGGAGAUGGAGCCGUCACUCACUGUCUCGCUGUACGGAACAAAAGGAGAGAGUGAAAACCUGGAGCUCAAACUGAAGGAGAAAAUAGCGACAAAUAAGACACAUUCAUUCCUGCUGGUGACAGAGAAAGAUAUCGGAGAUCUGCUGAUGGUGAAGUUUAAAUGGGAGGAGACAAACGGGUGGUCAGCUUCCAACAUGUUGAAGAUGGUUUCUUCAUGGUGGUCCGGUGCGGACAGUGCAGAUGUGGAGGUUCAUAAAAUCCGCAUCAGAGCUGGAGAGACCCAACAAAAGAUGGUGUUCUGCGUAAAAGACCCAGAAGCUCUGAAAUUAACACAAGAGGUCACAUUUGUUAGAUGUAAGGAUGCAUGGAGGGCGAAAUCGAAACGAACUCCCAGGAGAGUAACUCUGGAGAACCACUGACCUCGAAGAAAGGACGCCGCUGUUGAACGCCCUUCAGUCCAUUUCAGCACUUAAAAGUAAAUAAUUUAUACACCCAACUGUAACUUAUUUCUCAAACGAUACAAAACUCUCACCGCCUUGUAUAUACAUCCACAAAACUGUUAUUUAAAACAAUAUGUGUGUGAAUACUGUAAGAUAUUUUGUAAAGAGCUCUUUGUAUGUAUGACACUUAAAUGUAACUUCACUUUUGGUGCAUGUUUUGUAUCCAAAGAGAUGGGUACUUGUCACGUCAGAGCCUCGCAUACUGAGACUGGAUUUACCUUAACAGUUCAGGAGGUACUGAUGUCCUAUUGGGUAAAACACCUCAAGUUAAAUUUCAUGAUUAUAAUGAUGACUGUGUGAACUUGGUGUCCAUGAAGGUCUGCAGACAGUUCUCCAAAAGCAACGCAGUCUAGACAUGCACCGAUCCAGCUUUUUUUUUAGUUUCGAUACCGAUCCCGAUGCUGUAGCUCUCGGUAUCAGCCGAUACCCGAUACCGAUCCGAUACCAUGGUUGACCUAAAAAGCUAUAUACCUGUACAUGUAGAACAGAAAAGACUAAAGGCAUCAGGCAUUGAUGACUACACAGUUGUUUCCUAAGAUAAAGUGAAACAAGAUGAAACAGAUUAAUGCAAUAAUGAACUAUUUAUUUUUAACAAAAACAAACAAUUGUGCGACAGCAGUUGAAACAGUGUGAAAAACCUCCACACAGCAGAUUCUCUCCUUCACUCCAUGACGUAUGACGUAGCUCACGUUGCAAUAGAUCUAAAGGGAAAGGAUCGCCUCAGGUAUAGUUUGCAUUUUUGGAUAUCUGAUCCAUCUAUUUUGAUGAUAUCGGGGCCGAUAUUCGAACCAGAUAUCGGAUCAGUGCAUUCCUAGCCCAGUCGCCAGAAGAAAUGUUGGAAUUGUAUGUUACCGCAAACCACAGAUUUGUUACAUCUGCAAUUAUUUUAUUUCCAAUUGCAAAACUCAUUUCAACAACUUGUUUCUGGAACAAAAACCACAAAGAUCAUGUUUGGGCUUAAAAUACGCUUUUUUGGGGACACAAUUUCCACUCGAAAAAGCAGCGAUAUCUGCCCGCUGGAAAAACAUGGAUGGGUCACUGCAAAACACUUACAUUAGAUGCCUAUAAAGCAGCUGUAAAAACAUCAAUGACUCGCUAAAAUCACAACCGUUUUGUUGUUGUUGGUCUCGAACAGUGGUCUGCAGCUCACCUAGGCGACACACCAGCCACCCUCCUGCCCUCCCCCUGAUGACAAAGUACGCUCAUCUACUAGAAACGUCGAUAUAACACAGGUGAAACAUGCAAAUGUAACAUGUCUUCUGGUGACUUGGCUGCAAAAAAGAAGAAUAUAACUGCCAAUAUGAAUUUCUUGAGGUGUUUUAUGCAAUAUGGUGCAGUGGAUUUACCUUCAUGUAUUAUCUAACCAACAGAGCAUUCACCACUGUGGCUCCCAGCACUCUACGUGACUGUGGGACCUGUAACAAUGUGCCUUACUGUAAACUGUAGCCAGAUGUAAGCUGUUGCAAACUUGUCUUAACUUUUUUCACCUCAGUGUGCUUUAGUUUUGUUGUUGUAUAAACUUUGUGACUUUUACUGAAACAUCUGAACAUGCAAACGUUGUUUUAAAAACCUAUUUUUACUGCUACACCUCUGAGAGAUGUUACUUUGAAGCUGUUACCUCAAAGAAGCACCUGACAUUUUGUCCACUUACAGUUCUGUUAAAGUUACACGAGGUGCAUGAUGCUCAGUGUGAAGUCGAAAGCACAGUUUAUAUAAAUGUUGUCUCUCUUGACUGCAAUUUCUUCUCUGCAUGUGACUUUUUUAAUCUCGACUAAUGCUCUUUUAUUCAUCUAAACCUUGGCUCUUUAGAGAUCGGUACUGUAAUCAUUGUGACUUUAUUUCUACCUACUUUAAAGAAGUGGAAAUGUUUUACUUUUGCACUGAAAACAGGAGAAGAAAUUGCGAAAACCAAGUUACUUGUACAGUUAUGUAAAUACCAUGAUACAGAUGAUAGAUUUUGGGGUAUGGGACACUGUUAGUUAUAUAUAUUUUUACCUCCCGAGGAAUUUAAUCUGUAAAAUGUGCCUUUCUAUAAUCUUUUGUACAUAUUUGUAAAUAUUCACUGUACUGUAUAAAUUCUUUAAUAAACCAAAAACUGCCUUCUGAGAGGUCACCC
This is a messenger RNA of Epinephelus moara (kelp grouper), 3874 nucleotides long. RefSeq names its product lipoprotein lipase (gene lpl2a). Bases 145 to 1677 code for a protein of 510 amino acids. The record is from RefSeq and is a predicted model, not a curated record. NCBI's taxonomy places the organism in Eukaryota, Metazoa, Chordata, Actinopteri, Perciformes, Serranidae. The transcript is spliced from 10 exons. Gene Ontology annotation, biological process: lipid metabolic process. Gene Ontology annotation, molecular function: apolipoprotein binding; lipoprotein lipase activity.